AUGAUACGACUGCGAAAUACCUUAUCCAUUGCCAAAACUACUUUGAGACGUCCCCAGCAGUCAAUCUUUUGGCGUCUGUUUCAUGCACAAUCUUUAUUUAUCAGAAGCUGUGACAGAGAGAAGCCAAUCCCCGGGCUACGACUAAGCUACUCAUCAAAAUCAAUAAUCUCACCCUCAAAAAAUACCAUAUACUUUGGCGAAGUAACUACUCGAUAUUAUUCCACUUUCAAUCAUUCAAAAGCACCAACAAAAGAGUUUUUGGGAAGCUUUCUUGAUCACGAAUAUAGCAAGGCAAACUCACUAAUAUUCGACGAAAAUGAGAGAAAUGAAUACCUAGCUAGUUUAAGCCAGUUGACACUGGCUCAAGUAACUCAAGCAGCUUCUUACUUUUCGAAGGUGGUCGAAGCAACCUUUGAAUUUCCAGAUAAAGGAUUCCAAUUUAUUAUUCAAUUUUUGAAAGCAUCACCAGAGACCGAGCCUUUACUCGAUUUGAAGAAGAAGGUAGUGAAAGAAAGAGAAAAGUUAUUGCUAUUGAUUUUGCAUACAGGUCAAUAUGAGGUUUACGAAAAUCUAAUUCUUCCAUUGACUCAAAGAUUUGUACCGAAUCACGAAUUGACAUUCUUGGACAAGACGAUGACUAUUUUGGAGUUACAGCGCUCUCCAGCUGGCCCAAUUCGCUUCAAUGAGCAAAAUGUAACGUCAGCCUUGCGGGGCGAUGGAAUGACAAUAGAAGAAAAAAGAGAUCUUUUGAAAAUCCUUGUAUUGAACUCAUUAGCAGUAGGUGAUACUUUUGAAUCCAGGAUGUCAUGUAUCGACACUUUUGUGAAAUAUGCGAAACUAAUUGAGGGUGAUGGCUGGUUCACCAGUGACAUAUCAUCCCAAUAUGACCAGGUCUUUCAGAAGAUCGGCAUUCCGUCAAGUGAGGAUGAAUUUGAUGACUAUUAUCAAAAAGUCGUUAAAAUCGUUGAAAAAUAUCAUGAUACAUCUGUUUCAUAUGACUUUUUAACUGGCAUUAUGCGAAAUCUUUCAAUGAGUGCGCCAUUCGUGACGUACCGCUUAUUUGAAUUCAAGUCAGCACAAUGGAGACAAAGAAAUCUAGCUAGGAAAUAUGUCUUAAACCACUUGGAUCUCGCAUAUGUUAUGAAAGCUUGUUUGAAACUUGACGAGAAUAAAAUUUACGAAAUCUAUUUGCAAAACGAAGAUCUUCAUGAUGAUGAAUCUCAGGAGGCCAUCUUUCUUGAUCUCUGUGUGCAGCACAAGGAUUGGAAAUCGUUACAAGACAGAUUUGAAAAUAUGUAUGGUAAGGGUAAUUUACCAGACACUGUUCAUUAUGGGAUCACUAUGCAAGCAUUGGAAUUUCUUGAAGCAGACAGUGAGUUGGAAAGGCUUUACGAACAAAUUUUGGAUCGAGGAUUGAUGAUGAAUGCAACGAUAUUUAUAGCCAGGAUGAAAGCAAAGAUACGGCAAAACAAUCAAACCGAAUUGAUGGCUAUUUUCGAGGACUAUAUUUUCUUGGUCUCUCAGGAGAAAGCAGAUAGAGAUGGUAUUACGCAGGCAUUCCCAUUUGUUUUGCAAAUCAAGUUGUUAGAAGGAGCUAAUGAACUGAUCCUUGAGACUCUUGAAAAAUAUCUCGUCAGAGAGAAAUCACAUCAACUUCUUAUUGUUUCUGGUGAAGCUCUAGGUAUCGUUGCUAGCCACUUUGCUCAAAAUUGUGCUCUAAAGGAUUUGGAUAGACUUUUUGAAAUGGCCAAGAAUUUUCAUAAAUGUGACCCUGAAUUUGCAAGUAGUUUGAUUCAAGCCUAUUCAACACUCGGGCAAUACGCGAAAGCAGAUGAUGUAGCAUAUCUUGCACAUGGUUUGUCAUCGCCUCCAUUCUCCAACUUGCAAGUAUAUUCUUCACAGUUGAAAAAUCACCUACUUUGGCGUCGUCAGGAUAAUUCGAGGCACAUUAGACGAUACAACGACAUCAAAGUCAACUUUAUCGUUUCCUUAGCCUUGCAGUCGGAGUUUUCCAUAUUUCAAUCUCAAGUCGGCGGACUAGAUCUUUUGAGCGCCAUAAUGGAUAGCUUACGGGAAAAUGCAAUAGAAUUGUCACGAAGUAAUUCACUCGGAUAUCUCAAAGGAAGAUCUGUGAAAACCUUACAAGGUCUUGUAAAGAGACAAAAGGCAUUCAAAAUCCGACUUGAUGAAAAAUUGUACAUACCGCUACUUAGGCAGAACUUGGUCUACCAAAGUUACAAGCCUUUGAAUGUGAUGAAAAUUUUUAAUGAAAUGAACCGGCAAAGGGUGUUGGUAAGUGCUGCAUCUUAUAUACAUGUGAUGAAGGCGAUGAGAGCUUUAGACAAACGAUACGACCGAAGCUAUAAGAACAGUAGAGAAAUGUUGGAGCAGAUGCUUCAGUUAUACGGCUUCGAUGCAGAGAAAACAAAAUCAAACCCAAAUCUUGAUUUUAAAAGGGACAGCGUUUUGAUUUGCGACAUUGUGAUAAAGUAUGUCGAGUCGGUUGGUCUCAAAAGGGGGAGUGACUUGUUUUCCCGGUUUGUUUUGUUUUGUGAAAAGGCUUUUGAUGGGAAAUUGCCGCUUGAUUUAAGAGCUAAGAUUGACUGCUUUUUGUCCGCUUGUUACAAGGAAGUCGAUAGCGCUGAAUAUGGAGAGUUUUUGAAGCAAAAAUUCAAAGUUUACCAAAAUAUACUUUGUGAAUUUGUUUUGGAUAUGGGAAACGAGGGCGGCCAUGUUAUUAUCCCUCAUGUUCUCAAUGAAGUAUUGAGUCAUUUUACAAUACAUCGGAUGAAAUAUCUUCUCAGCAAUAAUAAAUUCGACACCGAUCAAGAGGAGGACACACUUGAUGUUUUAGAGAUGGGACUUCGACCAAACAUAACUGAUUACAAUUAUGUUAUUUGCUACUUUUUGGAACAAACUCCAAAAGCACAUUUCUCCAAAUUAUUAAAGAUCAUAGAAGACAACUUGAUAACGGGUAACCUUUCACAACUUGAAUUGUACAAAGAAAAGAAGCUAUGUUACAAAAUGUGCAUGGUUUAUUUAUGUGACAUUUACGAUGAGCAGACAAUUGCUCAAAAUUACAAAAUCCUUUCAGACUAUUUCGGAAUCAAGUCUUUGAGCACGAUUCGGUCCCAGUUGAAGGAAAAUGGGAAUCUUAACCUUUUGAAAAGCUCCUCGGGUAGAUUAUUUAAUGUCAAAUUGGAUCCCUAUGGGUCACGUUCGAUGAACCAGUUUAAUUUCAUCGAGUACUUCAAUCCUGCACGUGAUGCAAGCGCCGAGCUUAGACUUUUAAAUGAAGCAUCGAGGUUAUUAGUUAAUAGUGUCCUGCAAUGUUGUCAGGGAAACAAGGAGGCGGAAACUGUACUAUGUACGACUUACCCCAAGAUCUACGCUUUCUACAAAUCAGAUCUCAGUUAUUAUACCAACUUGAGCGAAUUCAACGGUAAAGUCGAUUACCUAAAUUCGUCACAAGAUACAAGACUACGAAAGGCAAAAGACGUGUUGCGAAAGUUGUUGUUUAACCACAACAACACCAAAAUAUUUAUUCCAAGAACCCCCAAAUACCUGGAAAACGUCUACAAUACUUCCCAACUUGGACCACCCAACUGA
Molecule: messenger RNA, 3609 nt
Organism: Lodderomyces parapsilosis
Lineage: Eukaryota; Fungi; Ascomycota; Pichiomycetes; Serinales; Debaryomycetaceae
Exons: 1
Coding region: 1-3609 (1202 amino acids)
Molecular function (GO): protein binding
Source: RefSeq, a predicted model, not a curated record